Stylophora pistillata is the source of this 1835-nucleotide messenger RNA. RefSeq names its product apoptosis-inducing factor 3. Gene Ontology annotation, molecular function: oxidoreductase activity, acting on NAD(P)H; 2 iron, 2 sulfur cluster binding. The record is from RefSeq and is a predicted model, not a curated record. Gene Ontology annotation, cellular component: cytoplasm. NCBI's taxonomy places the organism in Eukaryota, Metazoa, Cnidaria, Anthozoa, Scleractinia, Pocilloporidae.
UAUGAAAACAAUUGACAUUGGAGAAGGUAAAGCACUGCUGGUACGGGAGAAGGGGGAGUAUUCUGCAGUUGGCCACAAGUGUACCCACUAUGGUGCUCCAUUAUCAACUGGUCAUCUCAGUAACGGACGAGUAAGGUGCCCUUGGCAUGGAGCUUGCUUUAACAUUAAGACUGGUGAUAUUGAAGACUUUCCUGGAAUAGACAGUUUGCCCAAAUUUGAGGUGGUCAUUAAGAAUGACAAUGUUAUUGUUAGGGCAUAUCCAGAGCAAUUUACAUCUCAUAAAAGAGUAAAAAAGAUGGUUAAUGCAGACACGAGUCAUGACAAAAGAGUCUUUGUCAUCAUUGGGGGAGGUGGGGCAGCUAUGAAAGCUGCAGAGACAUUGAGAGAAGAGGGAUUCAGAGGGCGUGUAAUCAUGGUCACAAAAGAGGCUCACUUGCCCUAUGAUAGACCAAUUUUAAGUAAGAAAUUGGCUGCCACAGCUGAUUCUUUAAAACUACGUUCAAUGGAUUUUCUGAAGGAUCAUGAUAUUGAGCUCAUGACAGAAACUGAGGCUACAGCACUGGACAAUGACAAAAAGACUGUCACUUUAAGUAAUAGCACAGUUCUAAACUAUGAUAAUGUAUUGAUUGCUACAGGAGGAAAACCGAGAAGUUUAAGUAUACCUGGAAAUGAUCUGGAGAAUAUCUUUCUAUUGAGAAGUCCUGAAGAUGCUAACCAGAUUGCCUCCUUUGUUCCUGGAAAGAACGUGGUUAUCAUUGGAACUUCGUUUAUUGGUAUGGAACUGGCGUCGAACUUUGCAGACAAAGCAGCGUCUGUGACAUGUGUUGGUAGAAGCAGUAUUCCUUUUGCCAACGUGCUAGGCGAGAAGAUAGGCGCUAUGCUGAAAAAGACUCACGAAAACAAAGGAGUAAAAUUCAUCACCGAUGCUGCUGUCAGUAGUUUCAAAGGUGACAACGGAAAAUUAACAGCUGUGUGUUUCAACAAUGGAACAGAAGUUCCUGGUGAUAUCUGCAUCCAGGGAUUAGGUGUAUCACCAUGCACUGAAUUUUUGAAAAACAGUGGCGUGCCUCAGACCAGCCGCGGAGAUGUAAUUGUUGACAAGUACAUGAAGGCUUGUGAAGGGGUUUUUGCCGCUGGAGAUAUCGCUCACUUCCCUCUGAAGAUGUUGGGCUGGGAAAAGGUUUCUAUUGGUCACUGGCAGAUCUCGCACAAGCAUGGACUGACUGCUGCGCGUAAUAUGCUUGGACGAAACGAAGAGAUCGACACAAUACCAUUCUUCUGGACUUCACAAUAUGGUAAAAGUAUCAGAUAUUGUGGUCACGCCCAUUCAUUUGAUGACGUCGUUAUUGACGGAAGCGUCGAAGAACAAAAAUUUACAGCUUACUUUGCUAAAGGGAAUAAAAUCCUUGCUGUUGCGACCAUGGGACCUGGGAAUGCAGCAGCAAAGGCAGCGGACGAAAUGUUUGAGGGGAAGAUGCGUUCUGCAUCAGACAUAAGGGCCGGUCUUUAGAACGAAAACGAAGACAUCCGUACUAUGACAGAGACAAAAGCUGAAGUUGGCUGGCAAAUAUCACGACGCUUUUCAAAAUAAGAACUUUUAGAUAAAAUAGAAAAAGAAAGGCUCUCCUUUGAAAUCAUUUGUAAAAUCGUGCAUCCCACUAUGUACGUACACUACCAUGGACAGGUGAUAGCUGUAAAUGUAUUUGUUAUUUGAGUAAAAACUUAUAUACUGAACUAUUUUCCCCCAAGAUUCUCGAUGUAGAUACUUUCACAACUUUUUAUUCCACUAUAUAUGGCGGACAAGUUUAAAAUAAAACAUACUUGACGAAACGAUA